This is a messenger RNA of Suncus etruscus (white-toothed pygmy shrew), 2011 nucleotides long. RefSeq names its product Sep (O-phosphoserine) tRNA:Sec (selenocysteine) tRNA synthase (gene SEPSECS). The transcript is spliced from 11 exons. Gene Ontology annotation, molecular function: O-phosphoseryl-tRNA(Sec) selenium transferase activity; tRNA binding. Gene Ontology annotation, biological process: conversion of seryl-tRNAsec to selenocys-tRNAsec; selenocysteine incorporation. NCBI's taxonomy places the organism in Eukaryota, Metazoa, Chordata, Mammalia, Eulipotyphla, Soricidae. The record is from RefSeq and is a predicted model, not a curated record. The coding region runs from base 63 to 1562 and encodes 499 amino acids.
GUCCGCCGCUUCCCUCUCCAGUCUCCCGGCUGCCGGCUCCCCUGCCCCUGGCCGCCGCUGUCAUGAACCGCGAGAGCUUGGCGGCGGGCGAGCGGCUCGUGUCGGCCGCGUACGUGCGGCAGGGCUGGGAAGCUCGCCGCUCGCACGAGCACCUCGUCCGGCUGCUUCUGGAGCAGGGCAAGUGUCCAGAGGAUGGUUGGGAUGAAAGUACACUUGAACUCUUUCUCCAUGAACUGGCCGUCAUGGACAGCAAUAAUUUCCUGGGCAAUUGUGGUGUGGGAGAAAGGGAAGGGAGAGUGGCAUCCACCUUAGUUGCCCGCCGGCAUUACAGGUUCAUUCAUGGAAUUGGACGCUCGGGUGAUAUUUCUGCUGUGCAACCUAAAGCCGCAGGUUCUAGUCUGUUGAACAAAAUUACCAAUUCUUUGGUUCUGGACAUCAUAAAAUUGGCUGGUGUCCAAACUGUGGCCAGCGGCUUUGUAGUUCCUAUGGCAACUGGUAUGAGCCUAACAUUGUGUUUUUUAACAUUGCGACACAAAAGAUCAAAGGCAAAGUAUAUUAUAUGGCCACGAAUAGAUCAGAAGUCCUGCUUUAAAUCUAUGAUCACUGCAGGUUUUGAGCCUGUGGUGAUAGAGAAUGUUCUAGAAGGUGAUGAGCUGCGCACAGACCUGAAUGCAGUGGAGGCAAAAAUCCAGGAACUUGGGCCCGAUUCCAUUCUCUGUGUUCAUUCUACUACAUCCUGUUUUGCUCCACGAGUGCCUGAUCGGUUGGAAGAACUAUCUGUGAUCUGUGCUAAAUAUGAAAUUCCACAUAUAGUUAAUAAUGCAUAUGGAUUGCAGUCAUCCAAGUGUAUGCACCUCAUUCAGCAGGGGGCUCGGGUUGGUAGAAUCGACGCUUUCGUUCAGAGCUUGGACAAAAAUUUUAUGGUUCCAGUAGGUGGCGCUAUAAUUGCUGGAUUUAAUAAAUCCUUCAUUCAGGAAAUCAGCAAGAUGUAUCCAGGAAGAGCCUCUGCUUCUCCUUCUCUAGAUGUCCUUAUUACUUUAUUGUCACUUGGAUCAAAUGGCUACAAAAAGCUGUUAAAAGAAAGAAAAGAUAUGUUUUCUCAUUUGUCGAGCCAACUGAAGAAGUUGGCAGAAGCCUAUGGUGAGAGACUAUUGCAGACACCUCACAAUCCCAUAUCUUUAGCUAUGACACUUCAGACACUGGAUGAAGGCUGUGACAAAGCCGUCACUCAGCUGGGCUCAAUGCUUUUUACCCGGCAAGUUUCUGGAGCCAGAGUUGUGCCCCUUGGGUCUGUGCAAACCGUGAAUGGCUACUCUUUCAAAGGAUUUAUGUCCCACAUGAAUAAUUACCCUUGCGCUUACCUCAAUGCUGCAGCAGCCAUUGGCAUGACAAAACAAGAUGUGGACUUGUUCAUAAAGAAACUAGACAAGUGUUUAAAGACAUUACAAAAAGAACAGAAUAAAGAGAGUGACAUAUGUGGAGUUGAGAAUUGCGAUGAAGCUAAAGAUGUGGGUAUAAAAGAAAUGGCUUUAAAACUAGACAAUUUACUUCUUGACACAUAGCAGGUUUCUUCUUCAUGAUGUGUGAAGAGUUUCUUUUUGAUACUUGGAGGGAGAUGAUAAAUCUACAGGACAAGCCAGCAACUUAAAGACAAGACUUGAAAUUUCUGGAUUGAGAAUUUUGGCUACUGGAAAAAUCUUUGACCAAGGGCUUGAAUAUAGUCUGAUAAAACUUCUUUUAUGAUUAUUACAACUUUUAUUCUGACUGUCUCAAUCUUUAUGCUUCUUAACAGAUUAUAAUUUACAGUCUAUUAGAGUAUUUAUCAAUUGAGAUACAAUCCAGAUAAUCCUUGCUAACCUGACAUUAAAAUGUAUCUUUCAAGUGGAAAAUGCAUCUUUACUCCUAACCAUUAUUUCCCAUUCAUAAAUUUCUUAUGUUUCCAAUAACAGUUCAAAAAGAUGUCAAAUGUGACCAAUUGUUAGAUGUUUAUUGAUGUAUGUAAGUUGAAAUA